UUACGUUACACAAACAAAAAAAGUCAUGUUCAAAAACAUUUUACGAUUGAGGACCUUUAAAGGCGUGAAACUGUUGCAAUUUCAGGUGAUAAGAAGACAACUGUUUAGUCCUUCUCCAUUGGGCCUCCUGGAAUUUGAUACACAACAACAAAUAUUGAGACAGAAGAUAGCUCACAGGAAAGGGGAUUUUCUGAAACGUCUGCAAGUGUAUAUGGAUGAUGGGAAGAAGAUAUUAACAGAGGACAUAACAACACUGCUGUAUCUAGCAGACAAUGAUGAUGAGUUUAACUUUGCUUUAGAAGUUAUAGCAAGGUACAAGGAACUACAAGAAAAACAGUCUUUCCAUACAUACUUCCCAGUGGGUAUACAUGCUCUUCAAAUGCUUUAUCUGCAUGGAAAACAUGACAUGGCAUUUAAAUGGUUUUUAGAUGAAAAAUAUAAUGUUGAAACAUCAUGUAGAAAUCGUCAGUGUUUUAUGAUAAUGAUGGACUUGUUGUAUGAACAUGGGAGGUUUGAAGAUGUGGUUUCCCUUCUUACUGCAGCUGAUAAUUAUCUAGACAGAAAGUAUCCUGAACUUACAAAUCUAGUCCUUGCAUCACUCUACAGAAUGAAUACAAGAGAAUCCCUUGAAAAGAUGAUGACAUUUUUGAACGAGUUAUGUCUAGACCCUGUCCAGCUGACAAACAGAUGUGCAUUGUUAAGUGUGAUGUUAGCUUAUAAACAGGAUGAAGUGGAACUGAUGUUGGAAAUAUUACAACUCCCAAUAUUUCAUGUUUGUAGUAAAAAGUUUAUCUCGACAAUACCAAAUAUGAAGAUACUGGCAUAUAUAGAACUUGGAAGAGUUGAAGAGGCAGUAGACAUUCUCAAGGAUGCUGUAGUAAAGUACAAGAAACCUGUCCCCUUGUUUUUUCAGGAAGUUUUGGAUAAACUAGAUUCAGCAGUGACAAAGUCAGGAAACCUGGAAUUACAGUCGUUGUGCCAGUCUAUGUUCAGAACAUUUAAAGUAGCUGGAUUUGUUUUACCUACACAUAUAGACGAUUACAUGCUUGGAGUAAUUAAAUAUAAAGAAUAUGAAAUGUUAUUAAAUAUAAACAGGCAUAUGACUGUCUACAGCGGCAUAAAAUCAUUUAGCAGUAGACUGGCAAUGAAAGAUACAAAACUGAUUACCUGAUAACCAGAUUGACAUAAAUGCAUUGUACAAAUUAAAAGAACAAAGUUUCCUUUUUUUCUCAUUUUUUAGGUCAUUAUGCUUUUUCAGCUUACACCUUUAAAAUAGUGUCUAGGGAUCUUUUGUCCAAAUCUAGAGCUAAACUAUACAUUUUUACUGUGAACAAGCUGUAUAAGAUUUUGUUAAGAAAGGAUAAAAGGAUGUACAUUGCCUUACCAAAGUACCUCCCUUUUUGUUCGCAAAUGGAGAUAUCUGAAAACAAAUUUGCAACAGUCAUGAUUACUGAAAGUUGUUGUCCUCAUCUUUUGUUGAAGAAAAAAAUGGAGGACAUGAAACUUGGCUCCAUCCUUCCUUCAUUCAUGUUACACUUCAUUUCAAGUCCAUAAGUCUGCCAUCCAUCAAGGAAUUUUGAAAUAACUUGGCACAGAUAUUCCACGGGAUGAGAUGACUUGUCUUGGAAAUAGCAAGACCCCUUGCUCUAGGGGCGAAGAUCAUAUUUUGAGGUCAAAUUUUAACAGAAUCUUUACAUUUCUGGUCUUUUACUCCAGCAUUCAGCAAGGGGUUUCAGAAUAACUAGGAACAAAUAUUCUUCAUAAUGAGACAACGUAUGUGACACAAAACUCAGAUCCCUAUCUGAAGAGUCCAGGUCACAGGUGUUAAAGAUUUUAUGUCAUUUUUGUCUUGCCAACUUUAAGUGGAAGCAAGACUAAGCAAUCGGAAUUCUGGAGGCGGCAGCAAAGGCAUCAACAAUUGGGGAAUAGCUCAAAAACCGUUACAUAUAUUUCUCUUAAACUUUGUAGGAUGGUUAAGAAACUAAUUUUACACCCCCAUGAUGAGUCCUGGCCCCCUAGUGACCUUGACCUUGAAGAAAUUAGCAUUUUUGUGCCUCCACUACUCGGUGGAUUUGGUCUUGUCAGUGCGUCCGUCUGUCCGAUUUUCUAUUUUUCAUAUACUAUUGCUUUGAAACUUUCUGUUUUCAAGUCAUAGAAAAACAUUGUUGAUACUCAAAAGGCCACCUUUCCUACCUGAUCUUUAUGAAUCUUGGUUGGAAUGUUUGUCUGUUUAAAAUCUAGGAUGUGUAACUGGGUUUUUUGGGUAAAGACUAGGUCAUUAGGUCAAAUCAUAGAAAAAAUUAGCUUAACACUUUAGAGCCCACUUUUUAAUCCCCUGCCACAUGUGGUGGGGGUUAUAGCAAUGGUCUCUGUCCGUCCGUAACACUUUCGUGUCCGCUCCAUAUCUCCUAAACAUCUUGAAGGAUUCAUAUAAAACCUGGGUCAAAUGAUCACCUAUCCAAGCCGAUGUGCAGAACUCAUGAGUCAGCCAUGGCUCAAGGUCAAGGUCAAAGGAAAAGCCUUCCAUUUCGUGUCCGUUUUAUAUCCUAAACCUCUUGAAGGAAUUUUAUAAAACUUGGGUCAAACGAUCACCUCAUCAAGAUGAUGUGCAAAACUCAUGAGUCAGCCAUGUUGGCUCAAGGUCAAGGUCACAACUCGGGGUCAAAGGUUUGAGCCUUCCAUUUUGUGUCCGUUCUGUAUCUCCUAAUCCCCUUGAAGGAUUCAUAUGCUACCUGGGUCAAAUGAUCACCUAUCCAAGACGAUGUGCAGAACUCAUGAGUCAGCCAUGCCGGCUCAAAGACAAGGUCAUAACUCGAGGUCAAAGGUUUUAGCCUUCCAUUUCGUGUCCGUUCUAUAUCUCCUAAACCCCUUGAAGGAAUUUUAUAAAACUUGGGUCAAAUGAUCACCUCAUCAAGUCGAUUUGCAAAACUCAUGAGUCAGCCAAGCCGGCUCAAGGUCAAGGUCACAACUUAGGGUCAAAGGUUUGAGCCUUCCAUUUUGUGUCCACUCUGUAUCUCCUAAAUCCCUUGAAGGAUUUUCAUCAAUCUUGGGUCGAAUGAUCACCUCAUCAAGAACUCAUGAGUCAGCCGAGUCAACUCAAGGUCAAGGUCACAAAUCAAGGUCAAAGGUUUGAGCUCUGUAUCUCCUAAACUCCUUGAAGGAUUUUCAUGAAACUUGGGUCAAAUGAGCACCUCAGCAAGAAGAUGUGCAAAAUCCAUGAGUCAGCCAUGUCAGUUCAAGGUCAGGGUCACAGUUCAAUGUCAAAGGUUUACCCUUUCACUGUUCAUAACAGUGGCGGGGGAUUUAGCUGUCUUUCAGACUGCCUUGUUCAACUUGAUCAUCAAAUUUCUUUUGUCAGAAUGUUUGUCUGUAUAAAAUCUAGGACAGGUUCAAAAGUGGGGUACCUUAAUAGAUCAAAAACUAAUGUCGAAAUAAAAAGGCCAUGAAGGUCCUGUAUGCUCACCAGACCUAAUUCUCACCCAAGAUAACCUAGUAUUUAAUUUGGAAUAGAUUUUACAGAGACAAACUUUUUGGCAAUGUUCCAUGUAAAUCAGGUAGAUCAUUAACCAAGUUUUUCAAUCUUAUUAAUUAAAAAUGAAACUAUAAAUGAAGUAAAAUGACUUAUUGGUAAAUGUGAAAAGAAAUUAACCCUUGUAGAAUUUCAGAAUGCAAACUCGGGUAUCAGUUGUAAGUUGUUGUAAAUAUGGUAUUGAUAGGUAGCAUUAUUAUGAUUAAAGUACAUUAGGCUUUCUACAAUUGAGAUAUGCAUUGCAGGUCUUUGCACUGACUUACACUUGUAUUAACUUUCACUUGGGUGUAGUUUCAAUAAAAUUGUCUCUAAAGUCA
Molecule: messenger RNA, 3846 nt
Organism: Mercenaria mercenaria
Lineage: Eukaryota; Metazoa; Mollusca; Bivalvia; Venerida; Veneridae
Exons: 9
Coding region: 26-1171 (381 amino acids)
Biological process (GO): regulation of mRNA processing; multicellular organism development; mitochondrion organization
Cellular component (GO): mitochondrion
Molecular function (GO): RNA binding
Source: RefSeq, a predicted model, not a curated record